Scophthalmus maximus (turbot) is the source of this 2390-nucleotide messenger RNA. RefSeq names its product EGF-like-domain, multiple 6 (gene egfl6). The transcript has 13 exons. Gene Ontology annotation, cellular component: membrane. NCBI's taxonomy places the organism in Eukaryota, Metazoa, Chordata, Actinopteri, Pleuronectiformes, Scophthalmidae. Bases 285 to 1916 code for a protein of 543 amino acids. Gene Ontology annotation, molecular function: calcium ion binding. The record is from RefSeq and is a predicted model, not a curated record.
UUCUCGGUGCAGUGUCAUUUCACAGAGUGUCAACCCACCUCAUAGGAAGAGGUGGAAAAUUAUGAGAGGGGGAGAUUUCUGUUUUUCUUCCUUGGAGGAGACUUUGACUUUGUGCUCUGGAAAUACGUGAAAUUUGCCGUGCCUUGAGUAACGGCUCAACUGAGACCUGUUCCCGUCUAAGCAUUUUAAUGAGCGUAAGCCCCCAGGAGGAGUAGUCGGAACUCACAGCGAGCAAAGUCAGCCCCGUGGGAAACAAAGCGCCCCGGCUGCUCACACUCACAGACAUGCAGCCCUUCGCCUUGGUCAGUGCUCUUUCCCUGCUGAUCUGCAUCUCCUCUGGUGGAGCAGAAGCCCAUAGGCACUACCGACAAGUCCUUACUGGAAACCAACCAGGUGUGUGCCGCUAUGGCAGGAGACUGGAGUGUUGCUAUGGCUGGAAGAAAAACAGUAGAGGACAGUGUGAGGCUCAGUGUGAGCACGGCUGCAAGCACGGCGAGUGUGUUGGCCCCAACAAAUGCAAGUGCUUCCCAGGAUACACGGGAAAGACGUGUAAUCAAGAUUUGAAUGAGUGUGGCUUGAAACCUCGGCCCUGUGAGCAUCGCUGCAUGAACACUUUUGGCAGUUACAAGUGCUACUGUCUCAAUGGAUACACCUUGAUGCCUGAUGGAUCUUGUGCCAAUUCCCGGACGUGCUCUCUUGCUCACUGUCAGUAUGGUUGUGAGGAGGUUCAGGGGGAGAUUCGCUGCCUCUGCCCAUCUGCGGGGCUGCAACUGGGGCAAGAUGAGAGGACUUGUGUCGAUAUUGACGAAUGUGUUACUGGGAACAACCUCUGCCCAUACAACAGACAGUGUGUGAACACCUUUGGCAGCUACUUCUGCAAGUGCCAGGAUGGCUACGAUCUGAAAUAUGUUGACGGCAAAUAUGCCUGCGAAGACAAUGAUGAGUGUGCAGCCGGCACCCACAAGUGCAGCCACCACGCUGUCUGUCUGAACACUCAAGGAUCCUACAAGUGCAGGUGCAAGUCUGGCUUCAGAGGCAAUGGCUUUGAAUGCUCUGUCAAGCCCUUUUAUCAGAGGCCGUGGGAUGGAGACAAAGGCAGUGCAGAUGAUUUCCUCAAUGCCAUCCCAGACUCCCAAGUGAGUCCCGGGACUCUGGGAGGUAAACUGCACAACGAGGAAAUCAAAAACAUUAUCCCUGAACCAGUCACAACGACACCCCCUAAGAUCCAUCAGCAGCCUUUUGACUAUGAAGGAGAGGUCUACGUUGGCCCCCAGACAGAGCGGAGACCUCCGGAGGAAUUUCCCGAGGAAGACGAGGAGGAUGAGGAUGAGGAAGAGGAAGACAACCAGCUCAAUCCAAGAGGAGAUGUUUUCAUAUCAGAAGACUUUGAAUCCGUUUUCGGUCCAACCACUGAAGUCAAAGAAAUCCAAAUAGCCCCAGCUCAGGAGGAGUUUAUCAUGGAUUGCAACUUUGACCAGGGAGCAUGUGAGUGGGUCCAAGACAAGGCUGAUGACAUGGACUGGAAUGUAGCUUACCAUGACACAGGUGCAGAGUACUACAUGGCUAUUAGUGGGCUCCUAGGAGAGAAGGAGGACAUGGCCAAGCUGAAGUUGCUUCUCAAUGACCGGGUGCAGCAGGGCAGCUUCUGCCUCACUUUUGACUACCGCGUGGUAGGACACAAUGUGGGCGCUGUCAGUGUGCUGCUGGAUAACAAUGCUUACCCAGUGUGGGAGCAGAACCAAAGCAGAGACCAGGGCUGGCAGACUGAGCUCCUCACUGUGGCCUGGAAAGAGGAGGCCCCACAAGCUGUCAUCUUUGAAGUUCAGCGUGGGACGGGUGUUGGAGGAGAGAUAGGGCUGGACAAUGUUGUGCUGACCUCAGGGCCCUGUCAAGAGGAUGACAGCCCGGUCUUUUAGGAAUGUCCACCUUGGAUCGCCAAUUUGAAAAAUCUGCUUCCUUUCCUGGCAUAGCCUCGAGACAACCACACAAAGAUAAAGACACAUGGUCUCGUGGGGGAGAUUAUGUGCAAUCAGUGUAUGCAUGUUCAUUUGUCACCACACUGCUACAUCAAUGCAUCCUGCAACAGUCUCCUAAAUACAGAUAACUCCGAUCUCAGGAAUAGGUGGAAACGCUUUGUCUGUCAGAUAUGUUCAACAGUAUUGUGCUUAGUCCUAUGCUGUGUAUGCAAUAGUGCAUAGUUGAAGUUAACAGAAAAUAAUCAUUAACAUGUAAUGUGAAUUCUUAGGUGAAUUAUUGCUGAAAUUUCAAUCGUUAAUGAAUAACUUUUGCGAAGUCUAGUUAGUUUGAAUGAUAAGUAUCAGUGCAUAACUGCUGUAAAUUUUGCUUUCAUAUUAUACUAUACUAUUACAUUAAAAUGUUUUUUUUUCUAA